Miscanthus lutarioriparius is the source of this 2472-nucleotide messenger RNA. The record is from the annotation of a GenBank genome assembly. NCBI's taxonomy places the organism in Eukaryota, Viridiplantae, Streptophyta, Magnoliopsida, Poales, Poaceae.
AUGAGGGCCUCUGAUGCAUCAAAACCACCUUAUGUGGCAAGAGUUGAGGCAAUUGAAGCAGCAGGAUCCCGAGGCACCAAUGUGAGAGUGCGGGUGCGGUGGUAUUAUCGACCAGAGGAGUCCAUAGGUGGCCGGCGGCCAUUUCAUGGUUCCAAGGAGGUCUUCCUCUCUGACCACUAUGAUGUACAAAGCGCUGACACCAUUGAGGGGAAAUGCAAUGUCCACAGCUUCCGUAGCUAUACAAAGCUUGAUUCUGUCAAUGCUGAGGAUUUCUUCUGCCGCUUUGAGUAUAAAUCGGCUACUGGCAGCUUCGUACCAGAUCGCAUAGCAGUGUUUUGCAAGUGUGAGAUGCCAUACAAUCCAGAUGAUCUUAUGAUCCAGUGUGAGGAAUGUUCUGACUGGUUUCACCCUGUUUGCAUUGGGAUGACAAUCAAAGAAGCAAAGAAACUUGAACAUUUUUUCUGCCAGACCUGUACAGCUGAAAAUGGGAAGAUGGUUGAGAAUUCACAUGAAGCUACAGCGCAAUCAGAAGAAAAGCUGCAGCUGGACCUGGCUAGUCAGUCACUAGUAAGACAAGCGGCACAUGAAGCUGAGGACAUUGUUGACGAGUACAUUUAUCUUGUUGGCCAAAUGGAAGGAACAAACAGUUUCCUAAAGAGAGCAUUGAAACAAGCAGCAGAGGUUAAAAGAUGGCGCAAGCUUGCAGCCCAUGCUAAAUUCGUGGAGGAUUGUCUUAAAAAGAUCACUGAGACAAAAAACCGGUUUGAUGUAUCAGUGGCCGACAGUAGGAGAGAUAAUUCAUUGAGUUAUUCUAGCAGACUCCAACAUCUGUCUGAACACUCGUACCUGAAUGAUGAUGUUUAUUUUGUGGGGAACAAGGAAGAGGAUAAGUGCUUAACAGAAUGGCUAUCUGAUUUGAGGAAAGACCGCACUGUUAUCUCCAUAUGUGGAAGGAUUAGGGCUAAAGAUCUCCUCCAAAAAAUCCUACUGCUGCUUAUGGCAAAAAGCGAGAAUAUUCCAGAUGGGCUUGACACUAUGGAUUGCAUGAAUUUAGUUGAACUACUUAGAAGAUAUCUUAAGGACAGGAGAUACUUAAUUGUGUUGGAUGAUGUAUGGAGUAGGGACUCUUGGCCUUUACUAGAUAGUGCAUUUGUCAAGAAUGACAACGGGAGCCGAAUCAUUAUUACGACUCGAAUCCAAGCUGUGGCAUCCGUGGCUGAUUCAAACCGUGAAAUGAAGCUUUGUUUACUACCGAAGGAGGAAGCAUGGACUCUUUUCUGUCAAAAGGUCUUCUCAAGAUUAGAUGAUAGAAGUUGCCCCAUCAGCCUUAAGACCUGUGCUGAAAGAAUUGUAGGUAAGUGCCAAGGUUUGCCACUGGCUCUUGUUGCUUUAGGGAGUCUUCUAUCCUACAAAGAAAUGGAUGAGCAUGAGUGGGAAUUGUUCUAUAGACAACUUAGGUGGCAGCUGAGUAGCAACCCAGAGCUGAGCUGGGUUGCUAGUGUUCUGAAUCUUAGUUACAAUGAUCUCCCUAGUUACUUGAAGAACUGUUUUCUUUACUGUGGUCUGUUCCCUGAAGACUAUCAGAUAGAACGGAAACAGCUAAUCAGACUCUGGAUAGCUGAAGGAUUUGUUCAGGAUAGAGGAGCUGAGAUGACACUGGCAGAUGUAGCUACAUGUUACCUGAAGGAGCUAGCUGACCGUUCAUUGCUUCAAGUUGUCGACAGGAAUGAAUAUGGAAGGCCAAAGAGGUUUCAGAUGCAUGACCUUGUGAGGGAGAUAACUCUAACAAUAUCCAAGAAGGAAAAGUUUGCUACUGCAUGGGACUAUCGAUCUCGUCGAGUUUCCGUACAGAAGGAUGGUAUUCUGAUGCCGGUGAAAAUUUCUGCACAGCUCAGGUCCAUCAUCGUGUUUGUGGAGGAAGUAUCAUUGUCUUGGUUUAGGGACUGUUAUCCAAGUUUUAGAUUGUUGAGGGUCUUGAGCCUGAGACACUGCCAUAUUCAGAAAAUACCAGAUAAUGUGUCUAAUUUGUUUGACUUGCAUUACCUUGACUUGGGAUAUACAUUACUCAAGGAGAUACCAAGAUCUAUUGGGAAGCUUAGCAAUCUGCAAACAAGUUGCCUUGGUGGUGGAGGGACCGUAGCCCAAAAAACAGUUGUCUGGUUACAAGUUAAGGAAGGAGGAGGAGAUUACAUGUUGGAAAGUCUAGGCCACCUUAACCUGUAUCGGUGCUAUGACGGUACGAGGCUGACAUUUCGUGCCAGGUGGUUCCCUGUGCUCAAGCACCUCUACUUGAGCUCCAUGGGUGAGUUGAAGGAGGUUGAGAUUGAGGACGGCACCUUGAGAACCUUGAGUCGGCUAGAGCUCUGGGGCUUGAAAAGCUUGACGUCGGUACCAGAGGGCCUUAAAUCACUCCAACAGCUGUGCGUCGGCUCGAUGAUGCCUGAAGAGUUCAAAACAAGGUGCCCCAGCUAA